AUGGGAGGAGGCCUGCACAAGGAGACACAGACCGCUGAGAUCGAAGGAAAACGGAGAUAUCGGACAGACAAGCGAGGUGGAGGGGGGUUUUUAGUUGCGACCGGAGAAAGACGGUGUGUGGGGAUGAUCUUGGCAUUGCAGCCGAACCCGGUGCGCGGCAGAAAAGAAAACGCAGAGACGUGGAGGCUAGAACGGAACACACCUUACUCACUGAAACAAAGCGCGCGCUCUCGCAAAAAGUACCCGAGAGCCUCUCCGGCGGACGUGACGUCAGGUCCCUUCCGGAAGGCCCGCUCCACGCUGCUCCAGGACUCUGCCAAGCGCCGUUUCAUAAGGGUCGACUGUGAGCGCCGUGGAGCACCAGAAGCUGACAACACUUGUCCCCAAAAUUGUUGGAGGAGCGGGCAGGUGAUGAGUUCCAGUGAGCUCAACAGGAAAGGGCACAGGGGCGGAAUCUACAAGAGGGACCGGUUGCACCUUCACUGGAAGGGAGCAAAUAUCCUGGCUGGGAGGUUCGCUAAUGCUAUUCGGGAGCGUUUAAACGAGUCUGUCAGUGGGAUGGGAACCAGACCAGCAGAGCAUCAGAACAUGAGAACGUCCGUCAACACCAGGGAUAGAGGCACGGACGGAAAUGGAAAUCCUGUGACCACGGCGACAAAGAAGGACACAGGUUGGAAGCGUAGCAUCGUACAGCCCCGCUACCCCUCGCGGUUGAAUGGCAUAUCCUACCUGAUUCAGCUUGCCAGCCGGUGUGACAAUAGGCCCCCCUACUAUGUCUUGUUGGUCACCAGCUCCCCCGGUCAGUUUGAGGAGCGCUCGGCCAUCCAACAGACCUGGAGGAGCGAAUGACGGGUCGGCGGAGCCACGUCGGUUACCUCCUUCCUGUUGGGACACGGAAGGGAGCGGCAGGACUGGAUACUGCGGGAGGGCGCUCUGCACCAGAACAUCAUACAGGGAGAUUUCGAGGACAGGUACUACAACCUGACUCUCAAGGUGCUGCUGGGUCUGGAGUGGCUCUGCUGUUCCUGUCCCUCCCCCUCCUUCAUGAUGAAGACCGACUCCGACAUAUUCGUCAACACCGACUAUCUGAUGGAGCUCCUGAUCCGAGACCCACGCAGGAACUUUGCCACCGGUUUAAUUGUGAAGAACCCCAGGCCCGACCGUUCUAAAUACAGCAGGUUUUACGUCAGCAAAGAGGAGUAUCCUGGGAAAAUGUACCCAACUUACUGUUCUGGCAUCGGGUACGUCCUCUCCAGUGAGCUGGCCUGCCGUGUGUGGAACAUUUCCGAGAGGGUGCCCAUGUUAAGAUUCGAGGAUGUUUACGUGGGUCUUUGCCUGGCGAAGCUGAAGGUAGAACCGGUGAAAAUCCACCCCUGGUCCAUCUUCUACGGCCACCGGGUCCGGUUCUCCAUCUGCUCCUACCGGCACCUCGUCACCUUGCACCACAUCAGCCCCUCCGAACAGCUUCUCUAUUGGAGAUGGCUGCAGGACUCGGCCGAUGAGAAAUGCCCGGCAGACGCGUGA
This is a messenger RNA of Pristis pectinata (smalltooth sawfish), 1524 nucleotides long. RefSeq names its product beta-1,3-galactosyltransferase 5-like. NCBI's taxonomy places the organism in Eukaryota, Metazoa, Chordata, Chondrichthyes, Rhinopristiformes, Pristidae. The record is from RefSeq and is a predicted model, not a curated record. Gene Ontology annotation, cellular component: membrane. The transcript is spliced from 7 exons. Gene Ontology annotation, molecular function: N-acetyl-beta-D-glucosaminide beta-(1,3)-galactosyltransferase activity.